Molecule: messenger RNA, 285 nt
Organism: Penicillium oxalicum
Lineage: Eukaryota; Fungi; Ascomycota; Eurotiomycetes; Eurotiales; Aspergillaceae
Exons: 2
Coding region: 1-285 (94 amino acids)
Source: RefSeq, a predicted model, not a curated record
AUGUCGAGCCUCUCUCCAACUACCGGGGGUUCUGCUCGGAAGAAACGCCUAGUGGAGCUCGCCACGACACCGAAGACCGGGGGAGCCAAAGCAUUCUCUUCCCCCAGUCCCCCUUCGUGGGCCAUCGUUGAUCCACGAUGGGCUGCUCUGCCGAUCACCCGGUUGAAGUCCAACAGUGAAGUGACUCUCGACAUCCGGCCCCUUCCAAAGGUCCGAUCACUGGUUCUUGUUGCCGAGCAUUCCGUCAUUUAUCCUCCUGUAAAUGGAGUGCUGCGUGAUGUGUAG